AUGGCUGUAACACGUAGCACUCACAACAAGGCCAACAACAAGUCAGGAAAUCUUGCAAAGCAAGUCGUCGCCAAACGAGUCGUCCCAAAGAAGACCACUCGAAAGGGGAUAAAAGUCGGCAACAAAGCUAGCGAUAGUGUAUCUAGGCUUACACUUCUCGAUUUGCCCUUGGAGGUUCGACAGAUCAUCUACAGAUACGUACUUGUCAAAAAGAACCGAAUUGAAAUUGUUUCUCCAUUGGAUACUCUUUCUCGCUCACAUCCUGAAAGAAGAAAACGCAAGCAACCAAAGGGCGCUGCUGCUCUACUCCAAGUGAACAAGGCAAUACAUCAUGACGCUGCACAGUAUUUCUACGAGAAUAAUCAUUUCGUCAUUAGACUUUCUGUUAAUGCCCUGCAUCGCCUGAGCAUCUUCUCAUACACUGAGAAAUCGAUUUCUCGGGCCAAUAGCCACGGAUUAAGAUGUUUCCUCACUCGGGUGCCGCGGUUCUACAUUUCAUGCAUCAAAGAACUUACCAUUCUGGUUUCUUUUGCAUUAGAUCAACUAGCAGUAUGGUCUUGCGAUCUUGUAUCUUAUCGUGUGAGACCUUCUUCAGCUUACGUUUCUAAUUCCGUUCUGAAUAAGUUUCAGGACAUGACAACUGUCACUCUCAGACGCUUUUCCAGUCUACGAGUAGUCAAUAUCAUCUUCAAUGAUAUUGAUAAUGAGAUAGAACCUCGAGAAUUAUUUCUACCGAUGCCCCCCCAUCCUUGGAAUGUCGAGCAGAGUCUAUUCAACUCGUUUCACAACCUUUUUCAAUAUAGCAACCUCGAGAAGAUAACCUUUUGGAUGGAUCUAAACGGUGAUCCAGAUUCAUAUGAGUUUUGCCCUGCGGACUAUUCGGAAAGCGGUGGUCUCGUUUUGUGCGUGAUUAAAGACUCAAUCAAAAGAGCUUUGAAGAACCAGGGUGGUGCUUGGGAGUCUCCUGGAACGGAUUUAACUCAGAUGCACAUUAAAGAUGAUAUUUUAUCGUCAAGGGACCGCGAAAGAGAAUGUGAGAGUAGGAACGGGGUUUUUAAUGGCAUAUUUCGAAGGAAGGAGUAG
Botrytis deweyae is the source of this 1083-nucleotide messenger RNA. RefSeq lists its product as uncharacterized. NCBI's taxonomy places the organism in Eukaryota, Fungi, Ascomycota, Leotiomycetes, Helotiales, Sclerotiniaceae. The coding region runs from base 1 to 1083 and encodes 360 amino acids. The record is from RefSeq and is a predicted model, not a curated record. The transcript has a single exon.